AUGGAGCCCUCCAACGCGCCCCAGGACGAUCCGCCUCCCAGAUCUAUGGACAAGGCAGCUCCCAGCAACCAGACCAUUCACGACAAUGCCUCCAAUGACUUGAGUGACUCUUUGAAUCGUCUAUCGCUGGCCAACGCCAUGGCGACACCUCUUCCAGCUUCUCCUUCACUGCUGUCGCCCCGCGGCGCAGCGUCGCGUUCCCCAGUGAAUCCAGCGCCAUCCACCCCUCGGCGCACCCCCAGCUUAAAUUCCCUUCGUGAUGAGCGUAGGAAGUCGACUCCUCUCCCCAUUCUACAAAAGCGACAGUCGACAGCGUCUCUGCGAUCAGUUUCAAAUCAGACAAUCCCGCCCUCCCCUCGCGCCGACUCGUCACGUCGCUCUUCCGCCACUAUCGCGGGGUCCCCGACCACCGCCGCAACACCUGCAAUCAUGCCGCCACGCCUGGCGCAAGCCCCUGAGGGUCCGACAGCUGCGUCAAUUGCUGCCGAGCAUUUCCAGAAAGAAGUCGACCUCCACCAAAUGGUGGACCUGGGCGCGAAGACAACCGUUCUGGUCCAUGAUGCAUGCUAUGGACAUCGCUUCUCACGCCCGCGCGCCUCGAAAACUCAGCUGAGCAAUAUUUUCGAAAGACCCGAGCGCAUCCGCGCCUGCGUCGUGGGCAUUGCAGCAGCAUACGUCCGGCUGGGUCGUCGUCAUGCCGGCGAGAAAUUCGCACCUCACCCCAACCUCGACCUUCACUCUCUCCCACCUCCUUUUCAGAUGCGCAAGACAUCGCGCACUCUUCCUCUCACCAACGAGGCUGUCACCAAUGUCCACGGAACCAAGUGGAUGGCAGACCUCAAUACCAUGUGCGACGUCGCCGAGUCGCGCCUCGCGCUGACCGGAAAUGAACUGGUUCGACCGCCUGUUCAAGGUGAAGACGGCCAGGCUCCGAGUAAGCCCCCACUUCACUCAGGCGAUCUGUACCUGUGCUCCGAGUCCAUAAAUGCGUUCGAAGGUGCCCUCGGCGGCGUUUGCGAUGGUAUCGACGCCGUCUUCGGACCGAGCCUGACCUCGCGGGCGUUUGUUUGCAUCCGUCCGCCUGGCCACCACUGCUCGGCCGAUUUCCCGUCCGGCUUUUGCUGGAUCAACAACGUCCAUGUCGGCGUUUCCUAUGCAGCCACAAACCACGGAUUGACCCACGCGGCAAUCCUGGACUUUGAUCUCCAUCACGGGGAUGGCUCGCAGGAAAUUGCCGCGGACCAUAACUACAAGGCCGCGACGGCUCCGCGCAAUUCGCCGGCCUAUAAAAAGGCGACAAUCGGGUACUUCAGUCUCCACGAUAUCAACUCGUACCCCUGCGAGGCUGGCGAGCCCGAGAAGGUGCGCAAUGCCUCUGUCUGUAUUGACGGCGCCCACAACCAGCACGUCUGGAAUGUCCACUUGCAGAAGUGGACCACUGAAGCCGAGUUCUGGGACCACUACGAGACCAAGUACAGGAUCCUGAUUGACAAGGCACGAGCGUUCCUCCGCCACCAUACCGAGCGCCUCUACCAAAACCCGCAUGGCCCGCAGCCCAAGGCAACCAUUUUCAUUUCUGCUGGCUUCGAUGCUAACCAAGGGGAAUAUGCUGGCAUGCAACGGCACGGGGUGAAUGUGCCGACUGGGUUCUAUGCCCGAUUCACCGCCGAUGUGGUGCGCAUGUCGGAAGAAGACGGCCUUGGUGUGAAUGGUCGUGUGAUCAGCGUGUUGGAGGGAGGCUACAGUGACCGAGCACUGACCAGUGGUGUGCUCAGCCAUUUGUCUGGAUUCGGCACCGACUCGACAGAUGACGCGGUCAAGCCCGAAGGGCUUAGCGAUAGUGUUUUGUGGGCUUUUGACAAGCUGUCAACUCGAUCUGAGGAAAGCUAUGAUCCUGCAUGGUGGUCCGAGAACAUGCUCACCGAGCUGGAGGCCGUCACAUCUCCCCCGCCAAAGGAUGAUCGCGAAAGAGGAUAUUGGAAGGAGACUCGCUCCUCCUCAGCCAAGAAGGUGACGACUCCGCGCAAGUCGUUUGGAUCGAGCAUCGCUAUCGAACCGAAUCUUCAGCCUCUACCUGAAGUGGGAUGGGCCACAGCAGCCCACGAGCUCUCCAAGAUCCUGAUCCCCGAGACCCGUCAGACCACAAGCUACCGGUCUGAAGAGCUCAAUGCCGAAGCUAGUCGCCAGCGUCGAGAGCGUCAGAUCGCCUUAGAUGGCGGUAUCAACCCGGACAUCAUCCCUCCGCCGCCACCAACACCGAUUGAUGAAAAGCGACAGCUUCGCGCGCGCAAGUCCAAGUCACCUACACCUUUCUACUCGCCUCGUGUUACGACCUCUCGGCAGCAGGCAAUGCAGAAGGGCCGGCGCACUACCAUCAACAGCAAUGAUGUCUCAGAUCCGACACAAAACUCUCCCACAGUGGCCGCAAGUCGCCGCAAGAGUACCAGUGGCGUUGCACCGGUCGAAAUGACGAACCUGACCAGUUCAACCAACGGAAACGAGAAACUAAGCCGAAUGCCAUCGUCAGCAGCGUCUAUCAAAUCGACCGCAUCUAUCAAGUCGAAAACCGGCACCGUGACCGGCCUACGCAAGCCCAAGUCCCGCCCCGAGACACCCAAGCGCUCUUCCAGUCCUAAAAAGACACCCCCCGUACCCAAGGUACCUAAUGUGUUUCUGGAAUCAGAUCCACCGGCGCCUCAACAGCAUCCGCCACCCCUCCCCCUUCUGAUGAUGUCGAAAAUCUAA
Messenger RNA from Penicillium argentinense, 2745 nucleotides. Its product is annotated as Hos3 family histone deacetylase. The record is from RefSeq and is a predicted model, not a curated record. Gene Ontology annotation, cellular component: nucleus. Lineage: Eukaryota; Fungi; Ascomycota; Eurotiomycetes; Eurotiales; Aspergillaceae. Gene Ontology annotation, molecular function: histone deacetylase activity. The transcript has a single exon. Bases 1 to 2745 code for a protein of 914 amino acids.